Molecule: messenger RNA, 7420 nt
Organism: Coregonus sp. 'balchen'
Lineage: Eukaryota; Metazoa; Chordata; Actinopteri; Salmoniformes; Salmonidae
Source: the annotation of a GenBank genome assembly
AUGGAUAAUGGCAAGGCAUCGGAUCAGAAAAGAACAGGCGCUUGCCAAGAGAAUGGUUUGAUAAAUGGAUUCAAUCCUACACAAACUGAAAACGGGAGCUGCAAUACUUUAGGUUUUAACGGAACCAGUAGCAGUGGUAGUGGAGGGUGUAGUAGUAAUAGUAGUAGUGGUGGUGGUUGUAGCCAUAAUGGAAUUGAAAAUGUCCACCAUCUUCACGAGGAUGUCUAUAAUAAUGGGUCGCCUCCAAAGCGGUGCAGACUCAGGAGAAGAAUGGAUUCUGGCAAAAAGAACCGACCGCGUAAGUAGGAUACAAUAUUGAUAGGCCCACACUGUUUCAGUUUCGAUGCUGUCAAUCAUGUCGGCUGUCUAAAAUCGGCUACUUGUGUGCAUUAUGCAAAUUAUAUGACAUUGAAACUACACAUUCGGUGAAAUCUGCCCUACACAAUUUCUAAGCAUCCUCUCAGGAAUUAAAGUCGCCUAGAUUUUCUAUGGUGCCAUCUCUAGGCUAUUUGCAUGACACAAUGAACCAGUUUGACUUUCUGCUGCAGAAUAGAAUAUCGCUUUGUUGCGAGGCUUUUCCAAGAAUAUCAAUAAGGAAGGCUAUCCGCCCAAUUCUCCCAUUGAUACUGCUUCUGUAAUGAAUAAUGGGCCUGUACGCCUAUGUGGAGAAAUACUUUAUAUUCCUGUAUCCUACUACAUUCCAUAAGGUAUUAAUGUCUAUGAGAAAUGCACAAUUUUGCAACCAAUAAGAAUCAAGCACCAUAUUCUGUAUUGUUUAUACAUGUUUUAAUCAUACUAUGCAAUUCUAAUUGUUCUUUUACACGAAUGUAACCCUCCUGGUAAUAGAGAUGUAGCCUCUAUUUCUCUCCUCCCCUUUGUUAUUGUGAGAUCUUUGAUGUUGUCUGUCGAGCCAUUUUUUCAUUGGUCGUUCCAAAGUCAUGAGGUGUGCUGAAAUCGCUGCUGAUAUGAGAGCCAGGUAAUUUCGACCAAUCAGCCGUCAGUACUUGCCUAAGGAGGUUGGCUGAAGAAACUGACAGAGUAGCCAGCCCCAUGAACAGAACAGAUCUUUCUCUGUCUCCAAUAUAACACUGUAAAACAAAUUAAUGUCACUAUGUCAGGGAAGUGUAGUCUGCCUUAUUGCUGUGAUGACAUCAUGCCACAAUUCAAUAGGACUGAGUGAUACUACUUAUAAGUCUUGGAGUGAAGAGUAUUUGACCAUAAGCACCUUGACCUGAGGAUCACAAUUAAGUUUGUUGUUAAAAAGCCAGGUACGAGUUUCUACUCUACUGUAUUUUAAAUGGCUGAAAUAUACUUAUUUGCUUACUUUAAUUUAUUCGUUUAUUUAAAUCUCCUGCUACCUCGGCAGAAUCAAAUCUAAGCAAACAAACAGCAAUUUGACUAAUUUCUUGAAUACUGCAUUGCUCUACACUUUGGCAUCUGGAACUAUUUGGCUGGUGUAGUAAGAAGCGGUCUUUAUCUGUCUUGUAUGCAUGCAACCCAGCCAUUUGAAAUUUGCUCUCUGGGCCUUGUGGUGGGGGAAUAAACAAACCUUUCACCUAUAAAUGCUGCCAGUCAUAGUCCCCUGGCUUCCAGGUUACAGCACAGGUUCUUACUACACUUCAGCAGCCAUUAGACCACCAGUCCUGAGCAUGUAUGGACCUGCUGGCUGCUCCUCGAUUGACAUGUCAGGCCUCUGUUUGGGCUGUCUGUUUGUUUGUUUUCCUACCACACUCCUCGCUUAGUCUACUGAGGAUGGGCUCGGACAUCACCUGAGAAGGAGUGGAAGUGUGGUAUUAACAGAAACAUAAGCGCUACAUUGAAAUGAUAGGAAAAGCAAUAUAGCUCAGCCAUUACUUGAGAAUGAGUGGCGGAAAAUCAAACAUUCAGUCCUCUGUAAAAUUACUGUGAAAUCAUUGCAAAGCAGGAUUUGUCUGUAGCACCACUGACUGAAGAUAUUGAAAGCAGGUGAUUAAGUCAGUGAAGAUUCCAGAGUAGACACUCACACAUUUGCUGAGAUCAAUAUAUUAAUGUUAUGUCAAGUUCCUCUAUGAUAAAUUGAUUGUCCAACCCAGAUUACACCACCAGUACACCUCUGAUAUCUUGGAUUAACCAUAUAUCAGAGGUGUAAUGGUGUUGUAAUCUGGGUAUCAUUGCAAGCCAGAACCAAAUCAACAAUUACAUCUCAAAUUUGACUAUUGUAAGCAACUCAAGCAUGUCUUUUGGUUACUGCUUUUCUGUAGCUUCACACAGAGUUGAAUGUAACCAGGCUGGUUUGUGGAAUGAGCCAUUAGGGACUAUACACCCCACUGUCAAAUGAAGUGCCGUUAAUUCAAAAGCCAGGAGGAAGGAACCAGUUUGCCUGCCGAUGUAUUGACUACAUAUUCAUUGUACUGUACACUCAAGAGUUCAUUGAGAGUUAGGCAGGAUAUCCAGGCAAUCUUUUCUCCAUGCUGGUAUUUCCAUGGCAACAAAGCCCUCAUCUUUUGUUGCAGAACAAACACACUGUUGUGAAUUUAAGACAACCCUCUUCCUCUCCCUUCUUCCCUCUCUCCAGAAAAGAGAGAAAAAUGUCACAAUGAUCUACUAAUAUGAAGACAUGAUGUGUGCAUAAUAUGCCAUAAUGCUUUUGUCUUCAGUGAAAUCAAGUUAGAAAAUGCAACAUAGGUUUGAGUAAGUUUCAGUUAGCACAGUUAAUUGGUAGGCUUAUAUAGAGCAAUAGCUUAGUUGUGACAUAGACAGAACACUAGAGUCCUCUGUUUUGAGAGCUUGUGUAUCCAUUUCUCCAAAGAGAAUUUAGCACAAUUUCAAAAGAGCUUAACAGUGCUUUUCUACGGGCAACGGUGACCAAGCUCUUCCUGAAACCUCUAACUCAUCUCUCAAAACACCUUUUGUUUUCUGUUCCAGCCUUCCCCUGGUUUGGGAUGGACAUCGGCGGCACCCUGGUGAAGCUGGUCUACUUUGAGCCCAAGGACAUCACGGCAGAGGAGGAGCAGGAGGAGGUGGAGAGCCUGAAGAGUAUCCGUCGCUACCUGACCUCCAAUGUGGCCUACAGCGACACGGGCAUCCGCGAUGUCCACCUAGAGCUGAAGAACCUGACCAUGUGCGGCCGGAAGGGCAACCUGCACUUCAUCCGCUUCCCCACCCAGGACAUGCUGGGCUUCAUCCAGAUGGGCAGAGACAAGAACUUCUCCAGCCUGCACACCACACUCUGCGCCACCGGCGGAGGGGCCUACAAGUUUGAGGAGGACUUUAGGACAGUGCGUGGUGGUUGCUAGAACGAUUGGGUGUUGUCAGCCAGGGAGAAUGACUGAAAGUGACAAACGAUGUGAAUUAAUGUCGUAUUGCAUGUUAUUACAUGUCAUUAGUCAGUUAAAUAUAUUGUGGCAUGAUCAUUACAGGCAACAUGGUUUCUCAUGUGAUUAGAUGGGAGUAGAUGUGGAUGGUUCAGGCUUGCCUGGUCUAGGUGUGUUAUAGACAGUUCAUGCUCUUGGAGGAGUUACCAUUGCAUAUCAAAACCACUCCAGUUUCUCUUUCUCUCCUAUUGUCUUAUAGAUAUUCUGUUUUCCAUCUCCCAGAUCGCCAACCUAGAGCUACAGAAGCUAGAUGAACUGGACUGUCUUAUCCAGGGGCUUCUCUAUGUGGACUCAGUGGGGUUCAAUGGCCAUCCAGAGUGCUACUUUUUCGAGAACCCCUCUGACCCCGAGAGUGAGAACUGUGUCAAGAGAACGUGUUGCCUUGACAACCCCUUCCCCAUGUUGUUGGUAAACAUUGGCUCAGGGGUCAGCAUCCUGGCAGUCUAUUCGAAGGACAACUACAAACGGGUCACAGGCACCAGGUAAAUAAAUGUAAUCUGUUGCUGUUUUAGUGUAGGCAAACAGAGAUAAUCCUGUGUCACUCCACGUCAUGAUAGCUGUAUUUAUUUGAUCUGUCAUUGGCAACACAGUUCUGUCAUUGCUCGCAUCCAUCUGUAUUCGAUGUAGUCUUGUUUUGAGACUAGAUAAUAGUUAUCAUGGUAACUAAUUAAUAACUUCUUAGUCAAAUACAACUUUCUCACUGGGCAAAAACAGGUUUUAUCAAUGUUGUUUCCACAUAAUUUCAACAAACAAAAAAUACAAUGUGAUAAAAGAAAAAAGUCAUCAACGUAAGGGAAUUUCGUAUUUUUUUCACCAAACGUAUAACCUAAAUCCAAUGACAUGGUGACAUUUUUUGUUGAAUUCACGUUAGUUGACAACUCGAUCAAAUGUAAACCAAAACUAGACGUUGAAAUUAUGUCUGUGCCCAGUGGGUUGUUUCCUGCAAGCUAAACAGUGGUACAACCCAUAGAGUAGUAGGUCACAUAAUUGCCUGUCCUCCACAGUUUGGGAGGUGGUACUUUCCUAGGCCUGUGCUGCUUGCUGACUGGCUGCGAGACGUUCGAGGAGGCCCUGGAAAUGGCAGCGAAGGGGGACAGCAGCAACGUGGACAAACUGGUGAAGGACAUCUACGGAGGAGACUAUGAACGCUUCGGUCUCCAGGGGUCUGCAGUUGCAUCUAGGUGAGGUCUAAGUUAGCUGAUACAUGACACAUGUUGUAACCUCAAGACUUCCAGUAACAGUAUGCUUUGAAUACUGAGUAUUAUGGAAACUAACCCAGUGAAUAAUUAAUUGCAGUUUUGGUCAUAUGAUGAGCAAGGAGAAGCGUGACAGCAUCAGUAAGGAGGACCUAGCCCGAGCCACUCUCGUCACCAUCACCAACAACAUUGGUUCUAUUGCUCGUAUGUGUGCGGUGAAUGAGGUACAAAGUAGAUGUAUUUACUUCUGUUUCAGUGGAAGUCUUACUUUGAUGAGACAUUCUAACCUGUGUUAAUUUCGUCAACAAUAACUCUGACUAAAAAUACUGGUCGACAACCUAUUUUUCCUGACUAAAACUAUGACGAUAAUGAGAUGCCCUGAAAAAACCCAGAUAAAUAUUACAAAUUGCUUUUCAUUUUAGUCUACGGAAAUGUGAUGAGAUGAGAAUUCCACAUGAGACUAAUUAACAUUUAAUUUGACAUGAAGCAUACAUGCACGCAGAGUAUUUCAUGCUAUCCUCUCAUUGGGCUCCCGAGUGGCGCAGCGGUCUAAGGCACUGCAUCUCAGUGCUUGAGGCGUCACUACAGACCCCCUGGUUUGAUUCCAGGCUGUAUCACAACCAGCCGUGAUUGGGAGUCCCAUAGGGCGGCACACAAUUGGCCCAGGGUCGUCCGGGUUUGGCCGGUGUAGGCCGUCAUUGUAAAUAAGAUUUUUUUCUUAACUGACUUGCCUAGUUAAAUAAAGGUAAAAUAAAAGAAAAAAAUGGCAGAAUUAACAUCUUUCAGUUGCACGGUCUGAUUGAGCUGAUCUGCCCGGCUUUCCCACACAGUUCCCACAGUCACUCGUCUUUUGAACUGAUGCUAAGCCAGGACACUUGACAUGUAACUAACCUCAACUAGAAACAAUAAUGUUUACUCUCUCUCGUACUUUCAUGUAGGCUAUUUUUGGUUUGAUCACAUCAGAAGCUCUAUUUUCCCAUGUGCGCAGUUAUUCAUUAAUCUGUGCUGCCGCUCUCACGCUGCGGUGUGCGAGUUGCGGUUGCUUUUACCCUAUGGGAAAAACAAAUGCUAUUUGUUGGAUAUUAGGAGUAAGGUAAUACUGCUAGCAUUUUUGGAAAGUUCAAAUUCUCCUAUUUUCAAGGAAACCACUGUUAUUUACCCCCCUUGACGAUUAUGAUGGCGAGAAAAUUAGAGCUCUAAAUUGAUUAAGCUGUAUCCAAGGCUUUAUAGCCUACAUGGUUAAUUAUGGCUGGCAUUGGUUACAAUCUGCCACAAUAUCAAUGUAGCCAGCUAAGGUAUACAUGGGGAUAGUAGGCCUAGUUGGACAAGCCUAUCUGAAUGGGACAUGAUGGAAGUUAGAGGGAGGCUAAAUAUUUAUUAUUUAAUAGUCUAGUUUUAGUCGACUGAUAAUAACUAAAACUAACGAAGGAUGAAAUGACUAAAAUGUGACUAAGACUAAAAGGUAUUUUAAGACUAAAGCUAAGACUAAAACUAAAUCUAAAAUAGCUGCCAAAUUUAACACUGAUUCUAACAGUGAGCAUAUACCACACUGUGUUGUGACUGUAACAUAAGGGUAAACCUUCUCAAAGUUAUUUUCUUUCACCAUAAAACAAAGGAGUGAAGUGGAUUCAGUAGCCAAUAUGAUGGAUGAUGGGAAUGGACUCUGUGUGCUUUCAGCUUCUUUACAGUGUUGCCUUGUGGCAUGGAGAUCAAGCAGCAUUGUACAGGGCUAUCAAAGCACAUAGAACAACAACAGGAUGCUUUCUAUACAAAUAUCAAGUGGGCAAAUUAUCUUCCCCUUGAGUAACCCCAUUUUAAUGUUUUGAGCACGAGGUACACAAAUGUACAUUUGAUUCAGCUUUCUAGCUACCAAUGCAUGUAGAGUACAGUGUAUGAAUUGGGUGAAGUCUUAAAACGUCCCUGCAAAAUGGCCCGCUUUUUUUUACUUAGAAUGAGUGGUCUUGUUACUCUGUUAGCCCCGCAACUAUGUCAUUCACAGGAGUUGAGCUGUUCAUUGCUUGUCUAUUGCACAAUCUUUUUCUCCCUUGCUGCUGAGUCACUGAAGCGUGAGACAGCUCCUCCCACUGCUGUAAUGUCAGGUUCUCUCCCCUAGAUGGCAGCCAGACAUCCAUCUAUGCCACGUGUCAAACUCAUUCCACGGAGGGUCGAGUGUCUGCGGGUUUUCGCUCCUCCCUUGUACUUGAUUGAUGAAUUAAGGUUACUGAUUAGUAAGGAACUCCCCUCACCUUGUUGCCUAGGUCUUAAUUGAAAGGAAAAACUAAAGCAACAGACACUAGGUCCUCCAUGGAAUGAGUUUGACACCCCUUAUCUAUGCUAUUAGUCUGCGGGAGCCGGCCUAAGGUCUUUAAACAAAUCUUUUUUUAAAAAUAUAUCUUACUUUUAAAAUAUCUAAUUCUGUCUUGCUUUGUGAAACAGUCAUUCUUGCAAGCUCUAAGAAUUUCUGGUUUACCAAUGGUUCAAUGUUGUCUUUCAGAAAAUUGAAAGAGUGGUGUUUGUUGGGAAUUUCCUGAGAAUCAAUACAGUGUCAACGAAGCUGCUUGCGUAUGCCAUGGACUUUUGGUCCAAAGGACAAUUAAAAGCUCUCUUCUUAGAGCAUGAGGUAUGUGUUAUAUGAGGAACGUUUCUAUGCUCCGCACACUUGUUGUUUUAGUCUAAUUGUACAAUAAAAAGGGUAAACAACAGAUCAUCUGCAUUAUUUGGGUAGGUUACAAUUGGGCGCCGAGUAGGAAUAUCAAGGUUGCUGAUGAUAACCUGGUCAGAUAAAACCCGAGCCCCCUCUGUGUUUUUCAGGGUUAUUUCGGGGCCGUCGGUGCCUUCCUGGAGCUACUGAGGAUAACGGAUGACCUUUGA